This is a messenger RNA of Acanthosepion pharaonis, 1035 nucleotides long. Lineage: Eukaryota; Metazoa; Mollusca; Cephalopoda; Sepiida; Sepiidae. The record is from the annotation of a GenBank genome assembly.
AUGAUAUAUCACUUUUGCUUCCAUUUUAAUUCGGCCAUCUUCUUCCUUUCGCUUCUUCUUUCAUCUCUUUUUCUUUCCUUCUACUUUUCUUAUGCAUUUCCAAUUCAUUUUCUAUUCUUUUUUAUUCUUUCUUUCUUUUUUUUCGGUUCAUUCAUUUAUUUCUUAAUUUAUGCUUUGUCUUACUUUUUUCUUUCUUACUUUUUAUUCAUUCUUUUUUCUUUCUGUUUCUUUCUUUCCCUCAUUCCUUUUUUUCUUUCUUUCUUACUUUUUAUUCAUUCUUUUUUCUUUCUUUCUUUUUGUUUCUUUCUUUCCUUCAUUCCUUUUUUUUUCUUUCUUACUUUUUUUUCAUCCCUGAUCCCAGACUUACUUUUAUACUCUCAGGGUUUAUACAUUUCUUCAUGUUUUUUCUUCUGCAUUUUUAUUUGCACUAUUGUUUGUCAAUUCUUCUUUUUCUUCUUCUUCUUCAUCUUCUUCUUCUUCUUCUUCUUCUUCUGUUUUUUUAUUCAUUUGCAAAUUCUUUCAAGUUCGUUCUUUAUUUCAUUCUUUUUUAUCCCUCCUUUUUUCCAUUCAUUCAUUUUUCUUUCCAAAUUCCAUCUGGUUUUACAUUUUUUUCGUUCUUUUCUUUUUUUUUUUCUUUCUUUCUUUCUUUCUUUCACCCUCUUCAUAAAUUUUUUCAAUGCACUUUUCUUAUUCUUUAUUCUUUUUUUACCUCUAAUUUCUUCUUCUUCUCCUUUUUCUUCACAUUCAUUUACAUUAUUCCAUAAUUUAUUAAUUUCCAAAUUCUUUCGUUCAUUAUUUUGUUGUUGUUGUUGUUGUUGUUGUUUUUAUUCCUUCUUUCAUUUUUCUUCUAUAUUUCUUAUUCCCUCCAUUUCUACUAAUCAACAGAUAAAGCCCUUCCCUACCCCCCCCCACUUCGUCCCUGGAUCUACCCACCUUCUUUUUCUUUUUUUUAAUAUCCCAUCAACCACCACUGGACUCUUUCUGGAGCCCAUUUGCAACGACCAACCCUUCGCCACCAUCUUUCAUGACCCUUGA